This is a messenger RNA of Xenopus tropicalis (tropical clawed frog), 2645 nucleotides long. RefSeq lists its product as uncharacterized. Gene Ontology annotation, biological process: activation of innate immune response. The record is from RefSeq and is a predicted model, not a curated record. The transcript is spliced from 4 exons. Lineage: Eukaryota; Metazoa; Chordata; Amphibia; Anura; Pipidae. Bases 1233 to 2645 code for a protein of 470 amino acids. Gene Ontology annotation, molecular function: double-stranded DNA binding; RNA binding; zinc ion binding.
AAAUUCUACUGGUGGUAAAGUCCUAUUCACCCUUUGUAAUUCGGAAAGAGAUAGAGGUGGUGUUGAAUAGGUUUUGUGAAAAAGUGGAGUUCGUGGGAAAAGUUCUUAAUGAACUCGGUAUUUGGACCUCUAAGUUCAAGUACAAAGUUAAAUUCAAGAAAGGUUUGUACCCUCCGGCACGUUUUCGUUUAGGAAAUAUAAAUUUGGAUGUCUUUUUUCCUGAAAUGCCAGUUUUUUGCAAAAAGUGCCGUUCUUAUGGUCAUACAGCGGAAAACUGUAAUUUGUGCUCCAAUUGUGGUGAAGAUACACAUAUGACCAAAAAUUGUGUCCUUCAAAAGAGGUGUAACUUGUGUUUUCAAAUGGGGCAUUUAUAUGCAGGUUGUCCACAAAGAGAGAAAGUGGAAAGUCAAAAAUCUGUUCAUGAGGAUCUUAGUGCUUCUCCUAAUCUUGAAGUUUUUGCUGAUCCGGUGUUAAGUUUUGUUUUACAGGAUAAAACUACUGAGGAAAAACGAGAAGAAAAGGAAAACUUACCUGAUGUUGAAAUGGAGAGUGAAUCAGGUCAGGUGGGAAAAGUAUUGGAAUUUUUGUCUGAUUUUGAUCUUAGUGCUUCUCCGAAUUUGCAAUUUCUUGAAGAGAAUUUAUCGGAGUCCUUAAGUCCCGUGAGUGAGGAAGGGCAUCUUCAUGUGACUGGUGAGGAGAGUCCUGCAGGUAAAAUGUCGCAGGAAGGGCUCACGGUAAAGAGAAAGACUGGUUUUGAGUCUCUUUCCAGAGGAGAGAAAUUGUAUAGAUCUUACAAAGGGAAGUCCAUUCAAGAGCUAAAGGAAGUUCUAAGUGAUUGGUCAGAUGAGGAAGAAUAUGGUAAAUUAGGCAAAUAUUUCGAAGAAAUUCCUAAUAAGAAAGAAGCUCGGAAAAAGAUUUUGAGGUACAUUAAGAAUCUAAAGUGACUCUUUUAAAAUUAGAAAAUAUAUAUAUAUAAAAAUAAUAAAAUGAUUGGUUUCUAUGAUUAUGUAAAGUGAUUGGUGGUUUUCCUACUGUAUUGCUUUAUUACUGAUUGAAACCUUACUGAGUCAGAGGUGCCCAGGAACAUUGCCCCUUGGCCUUGUAGCAUCGGCUAUCAGCCUUAAGCUACAUGCUGCUUUUGGGGGGCAUUCUAUCCUGGGCAACGGGAGGCGAUCACCUCAUCGCUACAGCGGUAACCCUUAUCGAAGGGAGAAACUGUGAGCGGCUCUACGAUGGCGGCGAAGGAAGAAUCGGUUCCUGUCUUUGUCCGAGUCAAGAACACGGUCCGAAUCCUAGCGGCUGAUCCUUUGAAUCUGGAGAAGAACCUGGCUUUCAUCGUGCAGGUGAUCUUGGAGGAAUUCGGCAGGGUAUCCAGGAGGGAGAUCCUUGUGAUACAAGAUUAUCCGAAGAAGGGGAUAUACGAUGUCACCUUUGAUGGAGAAGGAGUUUUCCGCAGCUUUCUGAGCAUCUUGGAGGCGAAUUCGGGAGAUCGUCGUCUGAGUGGGUUCAAAAUUUUCCCACACAUUACGGAUGAAGUCUUUUUGGUGGUUAAGUCGUACUCCCCUUUUGUGCCACUCAAGGAGAUAGAGUCGGUACUUGGUAGGUACUGCAAAAAACUUUCUUUUGUAGGUAAAAUCCUGAAUGAACUUGGAAUAUGGACUUCGAAAUACAGGUUUAAAGCUAUUUUCAAAGAGGGUUUGUUUCCGCCGGCGAGAUUUCGUUUGGGUACGGUAAACAUUGACUGUUUUUUCAGUGGUAUGCCAGAUUUUUGCAGGAGGUGCCGGCAGUACGGGCAUAUAGCAGACGGAUGUUCGCUGUGCCAAGGCUGUGGUAAGGCUGGCCAUGAAAUAACAAACUGUUCUUCCCCAAAGAAAUGUAAUUUUUGUUUCCAGGAAGGUCAUUUGUAUGCAACCUGUCCAACAAGAAAGGUAAGCUCUGAGGAGACUGUGGCUAUUCCGGGUAAGUCUUCUGUUCAGGCUGAAUCUGCUUCUAAACCCCAUGAAGAGGAGGAUAUCACUGAUCAAGCUUCACAAAGUGGGCCUAAAGUAAAGCGUUCACAAGUUGGGCCCGCGGUGAAGCAGAAGGACAAACCGAAUAAAGAGAUCCAGGAGUUCAUAUUUGAAUUAUCAGAUGACGACGAGAUUGAAAUGAUAAAUAACAUAGUGAGAGAUGUGAGAGAUGUGAGAGAUGUGAGAGAUGUGAGAGAUGUGAGAGAUAUGAGAGAUGAUAUGAGAGAUGAUAUGAGAGAUAUGAGAGAUAUGAGAGAUAUGAGAGAUAUGAGAGAUAUGAGAGAUAUGAGAGAUAUGAGAGAUAUGAGAGAUAUGAGAGAUAUGAGAGAUAUGAGAGAUAUGAGAGAUAUGAGAGAUAUGAGAGAUAUGGGAGAUAUGAGAGAGUGCCGCAGAAGCAUCCUCAGCAUCCUCAGCAUCCUCAGCAUCCUCAGCAUCCUCAGCAUCCUCAGCAUCCUCAGCAUCCUCAGCAUCCUCAGCAUCCUCAGCAUCCUCAGCAUCCUCAGCAUCCUCAGCAUCCUCAGCAUCCUCAGCAUCCUCAGCAUCCUCAGCAUCCUCAGCAUCCUCAGCAUCCUCAGCAUCCUCAGCAUCCUCAGCAUCCUCAGCAUUCUACUUUCUACUUCCUCUGCAUUAGCAUAG